CCUCACCUCUCCUUCACCCGGUUCGAUAAAUUCACGGCCUAAGGAGAGGGCAGCUCCCGCUCCCGCUCCCGCUACCCCUCCCGUUCUUAGUACGUCGCCGCCGAGUCGGUUUCGCCGGCCGCUGGACUUACAGCUAGAAAUCAGAUUACCUUCUCCGUCUUCUCAGAUUUGCUUUUGCGCUAUGCAAUUCAUUGAUGAAACUUGUCAUGCAAAAUAGAAAACUCUCAAUGCCGCUGGAUACGCGCUUUUUUUGUUAGCGGCUAGUUCUUUAUUUGUUGUAAUAAGGUUUCCAGGCAUGGUGGGAUCUCAGCGCCGGCCACGAGAUUCCAACCCGGAGGUUCCUUCAGUUAUGUUCUUUGAGCAAAUCAACGCGGAAACUUCAAUUGCUAAAACUGUCGAGGCAAUAAAGCCGCUUUGUUCUGUUGUCAGCGAGGAAGCUACGAUCGUCAAUCACUAUUCAUUAAGAUCGGCUUCCACAAAUACCAGAUUGGAUAUUUCUGGUGGGGAUUUGGAUAACGGGAAUAAUGAUAAUGGUUGUAGUCUUGAUUACUAUCCGAGGAAGCCUCAAACAAGGUCAGUUUCAAAAGAUGAAUCCUUACAGGUUCUGACUAAGGCUAAUGACUCUUCAAUCACGAAUGAACGGAGUAAAACCCCAGCGCCACCUGCUAAUAAACCAGUCAAAGUUGAUAUAUCGUCCAAUAUCAGUAUGCAGGGGAAAAAGAUUCGAGAAAUUGAUGACCGGAUUGAAUUGGUGGAGUCUAUUCAUAAUCCUAAGCUAGAGGAGCCUGUGCUUUCUACAAAAUAUUCUUCGCGGAGAAGGAUAUCAUUUCGAUCUAUGACUUCUAGCUGUGGAAAGAAAGAAAUACCCGAUGAUGGUUUGAAUGAAACUCAGACCAGAAGGCUGGAUGGUGAAGAAUCUGUAAGGAAUGGGAAAAGGAGUAGGAAAGAAGUUGAAAUUAAAAUUGAGUCCACUGGUGAAAACAAGAAAGGUAAUUUAUGUAAAGUGGAAAAUCUAGCUAUAGUUGGGAGUGAUUUAAAUGGUGAGGAUGAUGUUUCUCGGAAAAAGGCCAAGUGGACUCUCCAAACAUUCCAUUCAAUUUAUAACAGGUUGUCGCAAGAUACAGAAAGUGACUUAAAAUCAAAGUUUGAUUUUCGUAGGAACCGCCUAGAUUUGAUGGCUUUAAAAAUGAUGAAGGAGAGCAGCCUGGAGCUAAAAACCGAUUCAUUAUCCAUAGGAAGUGUGCCUGGUGUUGAAAUCGGAGAUGAAUUCAAUCUAAGGGUUGAACUCUGUGUGCUUGGCCUUCAUCGCCAACUCCAAGGCGGUAUCGAUUUUUUUAAACAAGAUGGAAGACUACUAGCUCGCAGUAUUAUUUCAUCUGGCUCUAGUAGAUACUCUGACAAUGGCCACGUCUCUGAAGUUUUGAUUUAUUCUGGUUCAGGUGUAUCCAACAGGAAUCAAAAGCUAGAAUAUGGUAAUUUAGCUCUAAAAAACAGCAUAGACGCUCAAAAUCCUAUUCGUGUUAUUUGGGGCGUUGAGGACAUUCAAAUUAAUAAUUCUCGAAGUUACAGGGGUAGAAAAGCUACCAGGUAUAUCUAUGAUGGUCUGUACCUGGCUGAGAAAUACUGGAUGGAAAAAAAUGAUGAUGGUUGUGAUAUCUUUAUGUUUCAGUUGAGGAGGAAGAAGAAACAGCCUGAACUCAAAAUUAAAAAUGUUAAGUUGAGAACAUCUAUUUCAUUUUCUGAUAUCUGCAUCGAAGAUAUCUCCAACGGAAAGGAGAAGAUACCCAUUUGCGCUGUCAAUACCAUUGAUAAAGAGUCUCCUCAGCCUUUUACGUAUACCAAGGAGAUGAUAUAUCCAUCAAACCAUAUCCCAAUUAGUCCCAAAGGUUGCGACUGUGUCGGUAUUUGCACUGAUUCCAUCAAAUGUGCCUGCGCAGUUAAAAAUGGUGGGGAACUUCCUUUCAAUAGCCGCGGUGCUAUUGUGCAGGCCAAACCUCUUGUGUAUGAGUGUGGACCUUCUUGCAAAUGCCCUCCUUCGUGCCACAACAGGGUUAGUCAACAUGGCAUAAAGUUUCCAUUGGAAGUCUUUAAAACAGGAACUAUGGGCUGGGGACUGAGAUCCUUAUCUCUCAUUCCAUCUGGUAGCUUUGUUUGUGAAUAUGUAGGUGAGCUUAUACAGGAUGAAGAAGCUCAAAGGAGAACCAAUGAUGAGUAUCUGUUCGCCAUUGGAAAUAAUUACCAUGAUGUAGCUCUCUGGGAGGGACUUCCAACUUCUAUACCUGAAUUGCAGAAGAAAGGUUCUUCACUAGGUGAUGAAACUAACUAUACUGUUGAUGCUUCCAUGUUUGGAAAUGUUGCUAGGUUUAUCAACCACAGCUGUAUGCCUAAUCUUUAUGCUCAAAAUCUUCUCUUUGAUCAUGGAAAUACGAGCAUGCCACAUAUCAUGCUAUUUGCUUCUGAAGAUAUACCACCUCUGCAGGAGCUGACAUACCACUACAACUACACCAUUGACCAAGUUCAUGAUUCUAAUGGGAAUAUCAAGCAAAAGGUUUGCUACUGUGGCACCGUUGAAUGCACUGGUAGGCUCUAUUGAGUUUUUUAUUUUUUAUUUUUUUUUCUGGUUCUUGAAACAUUAAUGAAGUUAAUUAGUUGGAAUUUUGUGUUUUCCAAUGACCAAUCAACUGUUCUUGAUGGAGUUCUUUUUAGAGGCAGCCAGUUUAUGCUUUUUAUGUUUACUUGGCUUAGUUCUCUUAAAUAAGUACUUUUUUUUUCUUCAAGUAAAAUUUUUAUUGAUUUCAAUAAAUUGUUAUGAGUGUGCAUAUGCUCAGUGAAAGA
Dendrobium catenatum is the source of this 2835-nucleotide messenger RNA. Its product is annotated as histone-lysine N-methyltransferase, H3 lysine-9 specific SUVH5. Gene Ontology annotation, molecular function: protein binding; zinc ion binding; histone methyltransferase activity. The record is from RefSeq and is a predicted model, not a curated record. Lineage: Eukaryota; Viridiplantae; Streptophyta; Magnoliopsida; Asparagales; Orchidaceae. Gene Ontology annotation, cellular component: nucleus. Bases 296 to 2593 code for a protein of 765 amino acids. The transcript has 2 exons.